Molecule: messenger RNA, 2674 nt
Organism: Selaginella moellendorffii
Lineage: Eukaryota; Viridiplantae; Streptophyta; Lycopodiopsida; Selaginellales; Selaginellaceae
Product: WD repeat-containing protein 75
Exons: 16
Coding region: 30-2576 (848 amino acids)
Molecular function (GO): protein binding
Source: RefSeq, a predicted model, not a curated record
CCCCGGGUUUUAUUUAGGGUUUUUCGGCCAUGGCGCUCCGGGGCGGGAGCUUCUUCGCCGAUAAGCAGCCCUCCUUCUCUUGCGAUGGGAGAUUUCUUCUCGUGUGCACUGGAUGCACGGUCUCCGUCCUCAGCGUCGCGACUGGACUCCGGGUCGCGGAGCUGCAAGGCCACACCGAUAGAGUGACGAGCAUUGUCGUGGUUAAAGGCCUGGAAGAGGCCAAGUCCGUGCUCACACACGCUUGGACUUCGUCAUGGGACAAAACCAUUCGGCUCUGGAACUUCACGACAGCGACACAGAUCACAGUGAUCGACGUUGGCUACAAAGUAGUGUCUAUGGUGAUCCCAGGAGCAUCAUCUACGCUUUCUGAUGACAAGGGUGUUGCGUUCUUGUCCGUUGCGUGGGACAAAGAAGUGAUAACUUCGAAUGUCCAAGCUGAACAAGAACAAGAGUCAGAGUCAGAUGAAGAAGAGUCUGAGUCAGAUGAUAAAGAAGAAUCGGGAGGAGAAGAAAAGAUGGGAGGCGAAGCAGAAACCAAGAUCCCAGACACAACAGUCAUUCGCAAGACAGAAUUUCGAGGCUACACUGGUCGAGUCUUACUACUUCAUAUAGCUUCGCAGAAAACGGUGGAGGGGCACUUGGCAAAGACGAGUCUUCCGCGGGUACUGGUGGCAAGCCGCAAGGGGAGCUUCGUUGGAAUGGCUGAUUCAGCGAAAGUCUGGGUAUGGAAAGUGCCUGCUCCCAGUGUUGGCUAUUGUUCGGAAGUUCAAGCGACGGUAUUGCAUCCAUGGCAACCUUUAACAGUUAUGGCUUUCGAUCCUACCGAAACCUUGGUAGCGGCUGCUGACCGGCGGGGACUGAUAACAGUUUGGAAAAACGUAGGAGAACGAACGUUUUAUUCGAGCGACUAUCGUCGAGGAAAGUCGGACAGUGGACGGGCAGACGCUAACGAUGAUGCCGAGUCGAGGACAACAUACCAUUGGCAUCAUAAAGAAGUGGCAUGUUUGAGCUUUACCGCCGAUGGCUCAUAUUUGCUAUCAGGGGGACGGGAAGCGGUUUUUGUCAUGUGGCACCUUGAGACUGGGAACCAACGGUUUCUUCCGCGCUUAGGAACUCCAUUCAGAUACAUCACUAGCGCUCCUGAUCCAUCGGUGUUUGUGCUUUCCAUGGCAGACAAUUCAUUGAGAUUUCUAAACAUUGGCAGCAUGAGAAUGGAUCGCGUUAUCUUCGGGAUUAAGCCUUAUGUUACUUGUCCAGAUACUCUUGAAUGGUUAAAUGUCACCAAAGUGGCUCUUCAUCAUGUCCAUGGGACCGUAGCUGUGCCUACAGCAAAUCUCAUAGUCCAAUUUUACGAUGUCCUCCUCGACAAGCACGCAAAUCAGAUUCAAGUGUCACCAAGAAAUUUCGUAUCCUUCGAUCACUCGAGGGGUGAUUUUGGACAAUCGACGGUGGUUACACACGUUGCAUUUUCAGUGGAUGCCUCAGUGAUGGUCACGGUUGACCUCAGAGUUGCAGAAGCCGGUGUCGGCGGAGGUUCUUUUCUAAAAUUUUGGACAAAAAGUUCUGAGCACAUCCCCUAUACUCUACACACUAGCGUUGAUAGUCCCCAUGGUGGGGAAGUGUUGGCUUUAGCAUAUCAUCCCUCGAAGAACAUUGCUGUUACGUGCUCCCGAGCCAAUGAUUUCAAGUUAUGGGUUCAAACGAAAAACGAGAGCAAGGACACCCACAACUGGCGAUGCAGCGCAACUGGCUCCUACAAGCAGAAACGCAUGCAUGCAGCAGCCUUUUCGCACGAUGGAACUCUACUUGCGGUAGCUGCUGAGGAACUCAUCACUUUGUGGAAUCCUCUAUCCAACACUCUUGUCUGUGUAUUGAGUAUUCCAGGUGCAUUCCAUGAGGUUGUGGGAAUGUUAUCCUUUGUUCCGAAAUGCCCGUACCUCAUUUCUGCAUCAUUCGGCAAGCAACCUCAGCUAACUGUGUGGAAUUUGUCUACUCUUUCCGUAUGGUGGUCUUACCAAGUCGAGGUCGAAGGCAUCACUGUGGAUCCAAACGGCGGACACUUCGCAGUCCUCGCUUCGAGCCACACAAAACGGUAUCAUAAAGGAGGUGCUGAAGUUAAACGCAAUGGAACCGCUCAAGUGUGCCUAUUUAAGCCAGAAAGUCCGCUUCCAACCUCAGUCUGGAACUUUAAAGAUGGCAUUGGUGGUGCUCUCCUGUUCCUCCCUCCAACGGAGGAAGUGAACAAGGCCAUCAACGCAAGCUCUUCCGAAUCCAAGCUACUUAUCCUCAACAAACACCGGGAGUACGUUAUAUUCGAUCCAUACUCGGAGUCCAACCCAAAGCCUGCUUCCAAAAUCGCGGCCAAUGCCGCAAUCGAAGAUGCUCUCGACACAUUUAACGCUAUGUAUCUCACCACAAACACGUCCAAACCAAUCGCCCAACACGAUCAACUUAGCAAAAUCACGUCAACACAGCCUUGGGGAGAUCUCCUCAACGCGCCCUCUCACGUCCUACCAUCGCUCACCGACAUCGGCCAACAAAUCUUGGAGAGUUUCCUGCAAAAGAAGGCACAGUGAAGAACACAAAGAACACGAAGAACACUCGGGACUUUUGUUUCGACAAAAGGAAACAUCUCCUUUUUCUCUUAUUCAAUAGCAAUGCUGGAUCCACUAGA